Messenger RNA from Miniopterus natalensis, 1725 nucleotides. The record is from RefSeq and is a predicted model, not a curated record. NCBI's taxonomy places the organism in Eukaryota, Metazoa, Chordata, Mammalia, Chiroptera, Miniopteridae.
GAUAAAAGAAGUGUUGAAUGUUUGAAAAGAAAAAAUUAAGUGGAGAGACAGCACAGAAAGGGAGUGAGUCUCUGUCCUUGCCAUCCUGUCUGUGUAUAAUUACCACCCAGAGAGUUUUCUUAGCGGACUUACCUCCCAGCAUGUCUCAUUGGCUCCAUCCACCAGGUGAACCAAAAGAUUGCCGAACUAGAUCUAAGCUCCAACCUGUUGGACAACAGCUUGACAAGAGUCAAGGAAAAUCACAAUAUACUUGCAGUGGCUCAGAAUCCAAGAAUGUCAGAUCUUUCACUAUUAAAAGGAACACAGCAAAUAAAAAUCUCCUGGUGGAGCUGUACCAGCACCCACAUUUUAACAACUCUAUGCCGAAUGAGCUUCCGAAUGGGGUGGACUUCUGUGACAUGGUGGCCAAUGUGGUCCAGUCUGAGAAAAACCCCCUUAGUGGCAAGUAUUUCUGUUCAGGUAGAGAUUUAGAGAAGUUUCUCUCUUCUCCUUCUCUAAGAGCCAUAUGGCUGGAUAGCUUCUGGUGGAUCUUUCAUGAAAGGUACCAGCCAAAUAAAGAGGUCCAGAAUAAGCUAUUCGACCGGAUAUCCCUUCACUACGCCUUUCUUUUGUUUCAUGAAUCCAGGUCCCAGCAUGAAGAGUCUAUUUUAAAAAGGUUGCCAUCACUUCUGAGUAAAGCCCUGUACACCAGCUUCUGUUGCUGCUUCCCACAGUCCUGGUUCAACACAAAUGAAUUCAAGUCUGAUAUCUGUAACACCAUGAGCCUGUGGAUUUCAGGUAUAUCUCCUUGCCCACAGAGCUAUGACAGUUGGGACUACUCAAAACUGGAUCCAGAGAGGUUCUGGAGAGAAGAGUUAAUGUUGCGGAGAGCAACACUGAUAAAGGGAAAAAAGAUGUUCUCCCUCAUUUCUAAGACAGGCUCUUCCCGAAAGUCUGUCCAGAUCAGGAAAGUCCCCAGUCCUCGGUAUACUAGUGGAAAUUCAAACAGCCAGAGAGACUUUUUAUCCAGGAAGAAUCCAAAGGAUAGCAGCACACAAACACAGAAUACCAUGAAAGAUCAUUAUUCUGAGACUCAGUUCUCAAGGAAAGCUACACAACAACUCAAGAGGAGAUCAGAAGCAAGAGUAUGUGAGAAUAAGCUUCCUAAGAAGUUUAUUAGUGAGGAAAAUGAUGCUCAGAGCAAGUAACUAAUUUGUCCAAGUGAUAAAGCCAAGACUUGCGUGCAGAUCUGUCUGGCUCUGAGCUUGAGCUUCUAGCCACGGAGCCUUGCCACCAGCACAGUCCCCGGAACCAAGACUCCCGGGAUCACGUGUGUUCUCUUAUCUUCUCCUCCCCUGCCCCAAAUGUUCCCCACAAACCUCAGUGCCUGGUAGUUUAUAACAAUGUUACCUUCAGCCCUGUGUAGUAGGAAGAGGCCCUUAGGACCCUGAACAGGGCAAGAGGUUUUGGGGGCUUUCCCAAAACACCAACUAGCAAAGGAGUCAUGCCCUAGAGUUUGGGCCAAGUACAGCAAGUACGGUCGGAGAUUUCCUGAACCUUCUUCAUUUCUCCAUGUUUAUUACCACUGCCUAUUUCCCAUCAGCAUUUAGCAUGAAACUUUUGAGAAGUAGCAGGGCGUGGUGAAAAAAACAGACAGACAUGGGUUCAAAUCUUGGUGCUGCAUCUCAUCAGCUGUGCUACUUGAGCAAGUUAUUUAACUUUUCCAACCUUCUUUUAUAAAAUUGA